AUGGCGAUGCAGGGCGUGCUCAACACCCGUGUGAAGAAAUCAAGGAUCCGCUCCGAGCAGGAUCGGGAAACCUUGGAGAAUCACUGGUUUCACUUCACGAGAAAGCUGCUCAUGGUGAACGGCGGUCCAGCUGCACUGAAGAAUUUGAACAAGAGCGCGUAUCCCGGGGACUUCACCACGUCUCGUCCGGUACCUUCACAAGGAAUGAUUCCCUCUUCGGAGAAGGUGCAGCAGGCUUGCACACAUCCGAAGGAGUAUCAGACAAAGGGAGCCAAUCAACACGGCACUUGGACCCGAUGCAGUCUGUGUCAAACCAAAACAGGCUAUCAGAAAUAUGGUCCGGACAACCCACCUCCGAAGACGAAGGGUGCCGUGGUCGAGACCUAUGUGGCCUCGGAAGCAAUGGGCACCACCAGGGUGCCGAUGGGGGCGAGCAGUUCAGAAUCUCCUCAGCCCCUCACGCCAGACUUGGAGACGGCCUUCAGAGGACAGAAUCAGCAGCUCGUGCAGAGCACGGCGGCGGUGAUGGCCCAAGUGAUGACGCCAGUGGUGGAGGGAUUUCAUCAAGCCCUUCGAUACCAAGCGGAAGAAUCCCAGAGAGCUCAGGAAAGGCAGGAGACUCAGAUGCAGCAAUCCUUUCUGGCCCUUCAGAGGAUCAUGCAGCAGACGGAUCCAGCUCGCCAGCCAGGGGCUGCCUUUCCUGCCCUCCCUCCGGAGGAAUUGCAUCGUCUUCUGGCUCAGGGAUUUGCGAUGGCCAGUCAACAUCCGCUGCCGGAAGACGAGGACUGGGAUUCUGUGCAGCGUGGGUGUCGCCAUGGAGACUUGGAGAAGAGACCGACCUCGAGUCUCAAGGUGAUGGAACUUUUCUCUCCUCCAAGAAUCACACAGGAAGCAGCUCAAGCAGGACUUCAAGUCACUGAGCCAUCCAACUUCGACUUGAAGCUAGGCUGGAACGCACUGUGUCCAGAAGAUCGAAAGAAGAUGUGGAAAACCAUAGAAGAACAAGAGCCAGGUGUCAUCCUCAUGAGUCCCGACUGCAAGAUGUUCAGUCAGCUGAUGAAUGUGAACUUGAAACGUAUUCCAGUCGAGAAGCUCACUCGUCAGCAGAUGGAGGCUCUGGUGAUGUGGCAUCUUUGUUUGCAAGUGGCCGAACACCAGAUGAAGAAAGGUCGCUAUUUCGUCCUGGAGCAGCCGGCUGGAGCCUCGUCCUGGUCAACGCACGGAAGUAAGUCAUUGAUUCAGGGUAUCCUCAUGGGUGCCAGUGAGUUCGUUGGCGCCACUCACGUCGACGAUGUGAUAGAUGAGGACGAGGCAGAACAAGAAGGAGUUGAACGACAACCUCGCACUCCUGGCACUCUUCAGAGAGAUCUCUCCGACCAACUGACGGAAGAGCAGAAGAAGAAGAUCACGCUCAUGCAUCUCAACAUGGGACACUUGAGCAAGGAUCAGAUGCUUGCUAUGCUCAAGGCGGCCGGUGCUAAGGAGGGUGUUCUCAGAUACGUCAAAGACAAGUUCAGGCUGGACACACAGUGUGGGUGUCCACGCGAGCUCGACUUUGGAAGUGCAAUUCAGAUCAACUCCGACCAGCUUCCCACUUUGAGUCCAUAG
Molecule: messenger RNA, 1608 nt
Organism: Durusdinium trenchii
Lineage: Eukaryota; Dinophyceae; Suessiales; Symbiodiniaceae
Source: the annotation of a GenBank genome assembly